CGCUGCUGCUCGUUGAGAGUUGACGGGCCCGUUGCUAUUUUGUUCUGAUGCUUCAACUUCAUACCAUCUCACUUUUCUCGUCGAAUUCCUUGACUUUCUCACCCGCCGUCGCCUUCCGCACUCCCGCAGCUAAAACUUUGUCCUCGGCCGCCGCCGCGCUUCCCUUCUUUCGUUUCCCAAAUUACCGAUCCGCCCGCCCUCCCCGGCGCUGCUCUGGGGGUAAGUGUGAAGCACUGAAAGUUGAAGCAAUGGCGGCGGAAGACGGUCAGGAUCUUCGCCUUGCUAGAAUUUCAUCUGCUAUCAGAGUCAUCCGGGACUUCCCCAAGCCAGGGAUUUUGUUCCAAGAUAUUACCACAUUGCUCCUGGAUACCAAGGCUUUCAAGGACACUAUUGAUUUGUUUGUUGAGAGGUACAAGGACAAAGAAAUCUCUGUUGUUGCAGGUGUUGAAGCUAGAGGUUUUAUAUUUGGCCCUCCUAUUGCCUUGGCCAUUGGGGCAAAAUUUGUGCCCUUGAGGAAGCCAAAGAAGUUGCCUGGGAAGGUUAUUUCUGAAGAGUACUCUUUGGAGUAUGGAACAGAUAAAAUAGAGAUGCACGUGGGAGCUGUAGAAGCCGGUGAACGUGCCUUGAUCAUAGAUGACCUCAUUGCAACUGGGGGAACCUUGGGUGCUGCCAUCAGGCUUCUUGAGCGUGUAGGGGUGCAUGUCGUUGAGUGUGCCUGUGUAAUUGAAUUGCCAGAACUAAAGGGUCGGGAACGAUUGGGGGAGAAACCAUUGUUUGUUCUAGUUAGCGGAGAAGCAUGAGCAUGGUUUCUUUUGGGGCUGCAGAUUUUCAAGAUACCAACUUGAUUGUUAGCAGGGGCGUACGUUUGAUUAUGGGUUUGUUUUCAUUGGGUGAUUGAAGAGCUGAAAAAAAAACUUUGGUAUAUGUAUGUACUAUGCAGAAAUAAGUUGUUUUUCUGUUUCACUUAUAAAUCUGGUAAUAUUUUAUCAAACAGGUGAUUUAAAUAUCAAGUCGCCAAAGUGAAAUUAUCUCA
This is a messenger RNA of Pyrus x bretschneideri (Chinese white pear), 1033 nucleotides long. RefSeq names its product adenine phosphoribosyltransferase 1-like. Lineage: Eukaryota; Viridiplantae; Streptophyta; Magnoliopsida; Rosales; Rosaceae. Gene Ontology annotation, biological process: adenine salvage. The coding region runs from base 48 to 800 and encodes 250 amino acids. The transcript has 7 exons. Gene Ontology annotation, molecular function: adenine phosphoribosyltransferase activity. The record is from RefSeq and is a predicted model, not a curated record. Gene Ontology annotation, cellular component: cytosol; cytoplasm.